AUGGCCAAAAACGGGGGGGGGGGGGGGGGGGGGGGGGGGGGGGGGGGGGGGGGGAGGGGGGGGGGGGGGGGGGGGGGGGGGGGGGGGGGGGGGGGGAUGCCGCUCUCACCUGAGCUCUCAGCUUCUGUUUCUCGGCCUCCACAGAGUUCACAUGAGCCGAGAGCGACAUCACCAUCUGCAACAAACACAGCUGCAUCAGAACAUGCACCUGUGUACCCAGAACAUGCACCUGUGUACCCAGAACCUCCACCUGUGUACCCAGAACCUGCACCUGUGUACCCAGAACCUCCACCUGUGUACCCAGAACCUCCACUUGUGUACCCAGAACCUCCACCUGUGUACCCAGAACCUACACCUGUGUACCCAGAACCUGCAGCUGUGUACCCAGAACCUACACCUGUGUACCCAGAACCUGCACCUGUGUACCCAGAACCUACACCUGUGUACCCAGAACCUGCACCUGUGUACCCAGAAUCUACACCUGUGUACCCAGAACCUACACCUGUGUACCCAGAACCUGCACCUGUGUACCCAGAACCUGCAGCUGUGUACCCAGAACCUGCAGCUGUGUACCCAGAACCUCCACCUGUGUACCCAGAACCUCCACCUGUGUACCCAGAACCUCCACUUGUGUACCCAGAACCUCCACCUGUGUACCCAGAACCUACACCUGUGUACCCAGAACCUGCAGCUGUGUACCCAGAACCUACACCUGUGUACCCAGAACCUGCACCUGUGUACCCAGAACCUACACCUGUGUACCCAGAACCUGCACCUGUGUACCCAGAAUCUACACCUGUGUACCCAGAACCUACACCUGUGUACCCAGAACCUGCACCUGUGUACCCAGAACCUGCAGCUGUGUACCCAGAACCUGCAGCUGUGUACCCAGAACCUGCAGCUGUGUAA
Knipowitschia caucasica is the source of this 909-nucleotide messenger RNA. The record is from the annotation of a GenBank genome assembly. Lineage: Eukaryota; Metazoa; Chordata; Actinopteri; Gobiiformes; Gobiidae.